AUGUCUGAAAAAACGGAGGAGUUACAGAGUCACGUUUCCGAAAGAAACGAAAGCGCUCAACUCCUCAACACAGCUGUUGCGAGCCGCGGUCGGGAUCAGACCCGAUCCUCCUCGGGGAACCGAGAGGCAAGGCGGAAAGUUGGGCGGCAGCCGCCGGGGUGGGUCGGGGGGUCCCUGUCCGUCACCCGGCCCUGCUGCCCCGGCCCCGGGUCCGCCCACCGCGCAGGGCCAGCGCCACGACCGCGCCCGCCGCCCCCGUCGGCCCCUCGCCGGCUGCCACGUAACCCUUCGCGGGAAGCAGGAACUGCGCGGCGCGGGAGGGGGCGGCGGGCCGGGCCGGGGCCGCAGGGCCGCGGGGCGUUGCGGGGGGUUGCGCGGCGCUGGUCGGUUCCUCCGGGGUCGCCUGCCUCGGCCGGGGCCCGGGGGUUUCGGGGGGGGCCGGGACGGAGGGCUCACCUCGAACAUGAGCCCCAGCAGGAAGAGCAUCGCCAGGCAGGAGACGAUGUCCGCGUGAUUCUGCAGCACGAAUUCGUGGCUCAGCAGCGGCGGGUUCUUGUUGCUCUUCUUGCGAAUCGCCAUGGUGGAGCCGCCGCCUGGACCUGCAGAGAGAGAAUCUUUAAAAAGGAUUUUGAAGGCGGAACGUUAAAUGGAGCUGAAGCACCGGAGAAAAACAAGGACCAGGGCAUGCAGAAGCUGUAUUUCCCCAAGACCAGCAGAGGAAACAAAGCAGUUCAGGGAAUGUGUGCCACCCCGAGCAGGUGUGUCUUCCCACAGCCUGAUGAAGAUAACGCCUACAAAGGCAUGCUCAGAAGCGCAAUCUCCCCGGUCCAGGUGCUAGAAGCUCAUCAGCCUCUGGAGAGGUGCUGGAACCUUUAUGAGCUGGGGUCUUGUGGAAGGAAGGUAAGCAGUUUCCUCUACCAUGUGCUCCCUCCAUAAAGUACCACCUCGCCACAGCCACAACGAAACAGACCAAAUGACCAUGGGCUGAAAACGGUAAAACCCAGGCUGUUUCUUCUUUUAAUUUGACUACCUUAGGUGUUAGUUACAGUGAUGGGAAACUAACACACAGGCUUGUAAUUUUUACUUCUGCUUUUAUACAUACCUCUAUGUACUUGCUGUUUUUGUUGUUGUUUUGUUUUGUGGUGUUUGGGACUGAUCCCAGAGCCUCAGGCACGCUUGAAUGCUUUGCCGCUGGACUAUAGCUAAAGCCCUAUUUACUGUUUUUUUUUAAAAAAUGGAUCUUGGAAAGGAGUAAUGAUAAGCAUGUGGCCAAUCUAUUAUAAAUAA
Messenger RNA from Peromyscus leucopus (white-footed mouse), 1287 nucleotides. RefSeq lists its product as uncharacterized. The transcript has 6 exons. The record is from RefSeq and is a predicted model, not a curated record. The coding region runs from base 1 to 936 and encodes 311 amino acids. NCBI's taxonomy places the organism in Eukaryota, Metazoa, Chordata, Mammalia, Rodentia, Cricetidae.